Fragaria vesca subsp. vesca is the source of this 1026-nucleotide messenger RNA. Its product is annotated as glyceraldehyde-3-phosphate dehydrogenase 2, cytosolic-like. The coding region runs from base 1 to 1026 and encodes 341 amino acids. Gene Ontology annotation, molecular function: oxidoreductase activity, acting on the aldehyde or oxo group of donors, NAD or NADP as acceptor; NAD binding; NADP binding. Gene Ontology annotation, biological process: glucose metabolic process. Lineage: Eukaryota; Viridiplantae; Streptophyta; Magnoliopsida; Rosales; Rosaceae. The transcript is spliced from 11 exons. The record is from RefSeq and is a predicted model, not a curated record.
AUGGCCAAGAUCAAGAUUGGCAUCAAUGGAUUCGGAAGGAUUGGCCGGACGGUGGCCAGAGUUGCUCUGCAGAGAGACGACAUUGAACUCGUUGCCAUAAACGAUCCGUUCUUGACUGCUGAUCACAUGAGUUACAUGUUCAAGUACGACAGUGUUCAUGGGCAGUGGAAGCAUGGCGAGCUUAAGGUUAAGGAUGAAAGCACACUUCUCUUUGGUGAUAAGGCCGUAAAGGUUUAUGAUUCUAGUUGUUUGUUUACCUUACCUAAUGAAAUCCCAUGGGAAGAUGGUGGUGCUGAAUUUGUCGUCGAGUCCAGCGGUGUUAACUCAGAUCAGGAGAGAGCAUCACGCCACCUGACGGCUGGUGCAAAGAAAGUAAUCAUUUCUGCGCCAAGUGACGAGUUUCCCAUGUUUGUUGUGGGUGUUAAUGAGAAGGACUACACUCCAGAUCUUAGCAUUGUUUCGAAUGCAAGCUGCACUACUCACUGUCUUGCUCCACUGGCAAAGGUUAUCCACGAUAAAUUUGGUAUCGUAGAGGGUCUUAUGACCACUGUCCAUUCAGUUACUGCUACUCAAAUGACUGUUGAUAGUCCACUAAUGAAAGACUGGAGAGGUAGUAGAGCUGCUGGCCGUAACAUCAUUCCGACUAGUACUGGAGCUGCCGAGGAUGUUGGUAAAGUGCUGCCUGCUCUAAAUGGGAAGUUGACAGGAAUGGCCUUCAGGGUUCCCACUGUUGAUGUGUCCGUGGUUGACCUCACAGUAAGACUUGAGAAGAAGGCUGCCUAUGAUGAGAUUAAAAGUGCUAUCAAGGAAGAAUCUGAGGGUAACCUAAAGGGAAUCCUAGGAUACAUAGACGAUGAUUUGGUGUCCACUGACUUUGUGAGUAACCACAGGUCGAGCAUUUUCGAUGCCAAGGCUGGAAUUGCUUUGAAUGACAACUUUGUGAAGCUUGUCGCUUGGUAUGACAAUGAGUGGGGUUACAGCUCACGAGUUAUCGACUUGAUCUGUCACAUGGCCACAGUUGCAUAA